This is a messenger RNA of Oldenlandia corymbosa var. corymbosa, 1719 nucleotides long. NCBI's taxonomy places the organism in Eukaryota, Viridiplantae, Streptophyta, Magnoliopsida, Gentianales, Rubiaceae. The record is from the annotation of a GenBank genome assembly.
AUGCACGGCUCUGGGUAUGAAGCAGUUAAGACUGCCUUUCGUAUUGGGAAAUACGUGAAACCCAAAACUGUUGCAGUUGAAGUUGAAGCGAAUCCUAAAGGGAAAGGUAAAGCUGGUGGAAAGGCAAAAGCUGGCCCUGAGAAGACUAAGAAAACUCUAAAUGUUGCAAGAGGUAAAGCCAAACAAGAGAAUCCAGUACACGUUGAUGGUAGUGACGAAGAAUCUGACAGUGAGGAAAGUGAAAAAGGUAUUGUCGCCAUUGGGGAGAGUAUUGCCCUCAAGAAAGCUGUGUCGGAAUCUGGUGGAAGUAUGGCUACUAGAAACCCAGAUCUGAAAAGUGUGCAAGAUUUUGCUUCAACCAUUAAUUCCGAUGAUAGAGUUAAGGCAGUCAGAACGAGAGACGACCUUCCUGUAGAGUUAGACAUGAAAGCCCCCUUAGAUUGGUAUAUUGUGAAGAAACACCCAAGGACGGGUAUUAAGAAGAUGGUUGAGGCAUAUGGUGGCUCGCCCGAAUGGAAGCCUAAAUUCAUGUUUGUGAAGGCCUCCAAGAAUUAUUAUGUUGCAUGGAACUAUCGAGAAGCAGAAGGUCUCAGGGCUGUAAAGGAUGACUGGACGAAGGAAGAUGAUGAGCGCGUCGCGGAGCUUGACGACGAUCUUAAGAAAAUUCUGAAGUACCCGAAACUCAUUAAAUGGAGUGACGUGCAGCACUACAUUCCCCCUAUUCCUGUCGAGGAGGAAAAAGAUACUAAUGUCCUUGUCGAGGAAGAAAAAGAUGAAGAAGAGUCAACAACUGUAGUUGCUGGAGCCAAGAACAAAAGUAAGAGACUCGUGAAGGUCUCUGAGAAAGAGAAGAAAAAGAAGGCAGAUGUCGCCGCCUCAAAAUUAACAGUUCAAGGAGAGAAUAUCGUGAAGGGCCCUCUCGAGGAGGAAGCAACCAUCUUGCCUUCCCAUGUAUUCGAGGGAGGACCAACUGUGGCAGUCCACACCUUUGGCGAUCCUCCAACCAUUGAGUGCCCCUUGCUGGAAGAGUUUGCUGCACAGCUAACAGCAACAGACAUCGUGAGGCUGGUAAAUGAGUGCAUCCUCGAUGGCAUACUUGAUGCACCUAAGGAAAUUAAAGGAGGAGCUGGUCUAGGCUCGGAUCAAGAGGGACCAGGCGCUUGUCGAGAAGGCCGCUCUCGAGGAGAGGAAUCAGCAGAUACAAGCCAAAGAGCAGGAGUUAGCCUCUGUGGCAUGGCAGUGGCUAUCGAGGAGGUUAAUUUAGCGGCCACAGAGUAUAGAGCUCACAAAUUAGCUGUUGCAGGCCUCAAGAGGCUUAACGGAGACAGGCCCAUCAAGGCGAAGUGGUUCAAACAGUUCCUGAAAGAGAGCCCAAAGAAAACCAUGUAUGAGGCACUGGUAAAGGUUCUCACGAAGCUCAGUGGUGAGCGGCUGUCUUUAUGGGAGGCUUUAUGCAAAACCCUCGUUAAGAUGGGUACUCCUGAAGAUAUGGCCAUGUUUCCUGGUGAUCCAGCCACAGUCUUGUCCAAGGGCCCAAGCGAGAAGGAGCCAAUUCCUGAGGUUCCAGACGAGUAUAUCAGCAUCGAGCUCGAGGAAGAAGAUGAUGAGGCCUCAAGGGAGGACGUGACUGAUAUUGGCAACUCGGGAGUGCAGAAGAACGCCGGAGAGACAUCUCAGAGUCAUCCCGAGGAUGGUUCUACUGGACAAGAUGCUGUAUGA